UGAGCAGUUGGUGUCCUGCCUCGGUCGAUGGCACUUCGCGCUGCGCUUCUCACGUUAAGUGUUAACUACUUACUGUGAUGUUUAUAUGUCACACAUACCGGCCAUGUUUGGUAUUUAGCGCGUGAAUAUGUGCAGAAUUUUAUAGUUCUUGAAGCUGAACAACAAUGAUGGACAGUUAGGCAGGAUGGGCUCAGAAUACCUGAAGUGUAAGCAGGAAUCUCUCCGUUGUUGGACGUGACCCAGUCUGACACGUAGGCUGCCACUGGACUUCACGUAAUGGUCUCCUGCCAAAUCAGUGGUACUUCACGGUAUCGAGAGUCGAUCCCAGAUGUCCGAGUUCAGUAGUCAAAAACCCUAAAGGCCCAGUCUUGCGGUCGCUGUUGGACCUGAUGUAAGAAGAGGAAUGAAGCAGUGAGCAUGUACGCCCGGAGGACGUGGCUGCUGCGGCUGAGCGUGUGCCUGAACGUGGUGGUCCUGCUGUACGCAUGCUCGUAUCUCGCCACCUCUCGCAAUGGUGUCGACUUCGUGGAGGAGACGGUGUCCGGCCGCAGCCUCGCGGCGCUCGACACGGCGCAGCUACCCGUGUCCAGCGCGGCCGACGCCACGUCGCGCCCGCCUCCCAACGAGCCGCAGCCGCCUCUCAGUGCCAUGGCAUCCAGUGGCGCAGGUCCAUCGAAUGCCACGAGGAAACCGAAUAGCGGCGCAACAGUGGACCCACCUGCGUCGAACCCCGAGCCAGUCACCGAGCGCGAGAAGACGCUGAGCGAAGUGAUAAAGUGCUACGAUCGCACCAGCGAGCCGCGCAUGGCACAGCGAGGCGACUUCUGGGUGCUGUACAAUUACGUGCGCGCCGAUCGGACGUUCCACUGUUGGGAGUCAAUAACGUACACGACACACGCCGAUUACACCUUCCUUGAUAACCUGAAGCCACUGCUAGAGAGGUGGCGGGGACCUGUGUCACUAUCUGUGCACGCGCCGGGCACGGACUUCAAGCCAACGCUGGAAGCGAUCCGUUGGGCGCGCGACUGCCUGUCGCCUCUCGUGGCGGAAUACGUGACAUUCCACGUGUUCUUCAGCUCGCGGCACAUUCCCAAGGAGCUGCCGCGCUCCGCCGACGCCUCUGCCAAGGGGCUGUCAGACUGCAACAAGCCCGCACCCUGGGUCAACGUGUCUGCGGCGUCGCUGUACAAGACGCGCAGCCGCAUCUUGUAUCCUGUCAACGUGGGCAGGAACGCCGCGCGCGAGUCUGCCACUACCCAUUACGUACUGCCGUCGGAUAUCGAACUCUACCCUAGUCCUGGUGUCAUUCCAGAUUUCCUAGAGAUGAUCCGUCGGCAGGAUAAACCUCUACUACGACCAAAUCCGAAAGUAUUUCCACUCUCCAUCUUCGAACUGGAGAAGGGUGCAACGCUUCCCGAAAAUAAGGAGCAGUUGGUAAAGAUGCUGAAGAAUGGGACAGCAAUUCCAUUCCAUAAGAAACUGUGUCCAGGAUGUCACAAUGUGCCAAAAUCCAAAGAAUGGCUAGCUGCCAACAUCACAAAAGGGCUUCAUGUCUUUCAUAUUGGGAAACGCAUAGGCUACCAUGUACACUGGGAACCAAUUUUCAUUGGUACCCAUCAGGAUCCACUGUAUGAUGAGCGCCUUAGCUGGGAAGGAAAGAGUGAUAAAAUGCCACAGGGAUAUGCUCUCUGUGUCUUGGAUUAUGAGUUUCAAAUUCUGGACAAUGCUUUUUUGGUGCAUAAGCCUGGAAUAAAAGUAUUGAAGAAAGAUCCACAGAGGGCAAUGUUCGCAGCAAAAACCAAUGCUCUCAUCAAGAAAGUUAUCUUUCCUGAACUGAAGGUACUAUAUGGUGUUAGAAAAGGUUGUGCAGUGUAACACUUGGACACACGCACAUUAUCCUGAGACAGGUAAUGUCUUUCUGGUGUACUUAACCAAUGGAUUUGAUGUUAGUUGCAAAAUAGAGGCAUAUCUUUCAAUAUGGAGCAGUUCAGAUGUUCAAAUUAGUUUGCAGCACAAUGUUUAAUUUUGUGGCUGCUACUGUUGGUUAUUUAAUAUUAUUAUUGUCAUAACUAUUCUUAUUAUCAUCAUCAUAAUCAUUAUUAUUGCUAUUUUUAUUAUUAUUGUUGUUGUUGUUUAGGGCUAUGCUCUCUGUGAUUUGCUAGGUGAUAGACUGUGAAUGUUGUAUAGUGAAAGACUACUUCUGAAUAAUAGUUUUGGUGUGCUUUCUAUGUGAGUGCUAGUUCUAUAGUUCGUGUGCUGGGAUGUGUUAGAGUAAAUAUAAGGAACUGAGGAAAUUGGUGCAGUGUAAAUUAUUCACUCAUAGUUUAGAUGGAGGUACAGCUUUAAGUGGAAAAUUAUAUAUGUAUAUGUACUUCACUGUAGCUCAAAUUAUGCUCGUAAAUCGUGGACAUUAUGCUACUGUGAUUUACAUAUGUAUUACACCCGUCAUGUGGAGAAUAUAUGUAUAUAGUGAAUAUUUCCAUAAAUGCACGGUUUUGUUUUUACGGUAUUCCUACAGGGUGUAGUUUCCACAAAAUGAAAUUGGGACUUCGUACAGAGUUGCCUACGACUGAAGUGUGACUGUAUAAAAUGUGUGCAUUGUGACUGUGGGGCAAAACUGGAUUAAAUGUAAUGGAGUGGUGAAAAAUUAAGAAGCUGAACAUGUUGAAAUUAUAUGAAGGAAUUGGCACAAUUUUUGGCGCACAGUUAAAUUAGAAAGAUUACUUCUUACAGUAAACAGUGUAUGUAUCUGGAUAUUUAUGACUUUGUGAAAUGUUGUAUUUUAUGAAACAAUUGAGAGAUACCUUAUUAACAGUUCUUGUUCAAAGUACUGAGAUAGCUAGGGCUGCAGGCUAUAUUUUCAGUGUAGAAAUUAAAAAAGGAUAAGUUUGUAUGCUCUGACAUUAGCAUGCAGUAUUCUAUAAUGGGUAGAGUGUGAAGGAUGAAUUGCACAAUUUUUCAGAGAUGAGUGUAGAGACUCCUAAUUGUCACCAAUACAUGGGACAAGGAAGAAACUAUUUUUUACUGUAUCUCAGUUAUUAAAACACUAUUUGUGUGUUCAUUAUGUUGCCAUAUACUUAAGUUAUUUCUGAGUAGUGUCUUUAAAAUGGCACUGGCAGUGUAAACAAAUUUAGUAUAAUUUGUGAUGUGAAGUCACUUUUUUGUAGUAUGUGCCAUGAUUGAGUUUGUGCUGUGUUUUAUGUCAAUGUUUCUAACUUUCUAAGUUCCUGUUAAUGAGAUUGUUUUCCUUUAUUUCUUCCUUCAGAUACAAAUGACCACUUCUUGAGCUUUAAAUGGCGACCCAUUAUAGUCAUACAAAAUGUGAUAUACAUAGAUGUAAACUCCUAUUUUCUUCAUAGUAGUGGAAAAACUAAUGUGCAGUACAUUACACCAAUUUGUAAACUGACAAGAGUAAAUUGUGCCUUAAUAUCUUUUCCGAUCCUAACUUUUCUACAGAGUAAUAAAGCAAAAUUGGUUGUUGGAAAAACAAUCUCAAGCAUAUAUUUUUAUUGGUGUGCUGUACAGAAUUUCUGUUUUUAUGUUGUGUUACUACUUUAGAGCAGAAAUAGGUGUCAAAGUAUUAAUGUCUCAGAAAAUUUGUUUGAAACUUCAUUACAGGCAAUUCAAAGCAUCCAAAUAUUGAAGCCAGUUGUGUUCACAUUACUGUCUUUCGUGUUAUGUUAAGUCUCAUUGAAAUAUCACAAAAAAUGCAGUUAGACUUGUUCCUAACUCAAAUAUAAGUAUUAUGUAGCAUAUAAGCUUUGUUAAAUAGUAACAACUAUUUGAACAUGAAAGAUAAAGCUUGAUAAGUGAAUUAAAGAUGGAAAAGUGUUGAAAAUUUUGUUAACUGAAUAAAGAAAUAAUUUUAGAUGUUGUAUAUAGUCUGUAUUUGUUGAGAGAGCCAGAGAUGAAUGUAAAAUGUUUAUUGUAAAAUACAGUGGAACUAUCUAUGCUGAAAGAGUAUAUCACCUCUUUGUAUUACUAUCAAAGCACUCUUAUGGCUGUCUUGAAAGGACUAAUCUCCCUACUGAUCAGUCUCUUCAGAAUUGAGCAAUUAUUGGAUGAGUGUUUUGAAACUGAUACUGAAAGAGAUGGGGCAUGGUGGUGGUAAGUGGGUGAUGGGAUAGUAAUUAUCAUAGUAAAAAAACCAUGUUUGUGAGUCAAGAGGUUGUGCGAUCCAUUUUUCAGAGGACAAACAGGUUGGAAUGGGCCCUUGUUAGCUAAAAUUAAUGCUUUGUACUUGGUAGCAUUCCUUCCUAUAUUUAACUAAUCCUGUAUAUGUAUCAAAGUUAGUGCUGUCUAUUUUGUGUCAAAUUUAAUGUAGUACCAAUGAACAUUUACAAAGGAAAAAAGAUUGCACUAUGUACUUGCAAAAUGAAUAUUUUCGAUACCAUGUCAGUGUGGAACUGUCAGUUUUAUUGUAGUUGCGAUCCUAAGUUUUCGUGAAAUAUGAUGUUUUUAAAUGUCAGAAAGAAAGUACUGUGUGAGUGUAUGUCUCUUUGUGUAAUAAGAAACAUAUUUCAAAUUA
Molecule: messenger RNA, 4528 nt
Organism: Schistocerca serialis cubense
Lineage: Eukaryota; Metazoa; Arthropoda; Insecta; Orthoptera; Acrididae
Product: beta-1,4-glucuronyltransferase 1
Exons: 8
Coding region: 418-1875 (485 amino acids)
Source: RefSeq, a predicted model, not a curated record